AUGUCGGCGCCUACAGGUGCUGUCCCCUGGCUCCCACACCCAACUGACUACCGGGGCUACACAGCUCUGGGAGGCGCACGCGGGAAGGUCCCCUGGGCAGACCAGCACCCCUUACUCCAGCAGCAGCGCAAGGAGGAGCUGAAGGUCAGGCGGGAGAUAUACCGCUGGAAGACUUACCUCCCCGGCUGGCCUCACUGCCUGAGUGAGGAUACCGUGAAACAGCUCGACAUCAACAUCAAAUACUCCUUAACUAAGAACACCAACUUCUACCUGAAAGGCGGCUCUGCUUUUGCAGAGCUGAAAAUUAAGGGGCUGCUGGACCGCAAGGGGCCCUGGAAGAGUCUGAAGGAGAUGAGAAGGGUGUUCAACUUCCGGAAGACCCCAGCUGCCGAGUACGUGUUUGAGCACUGGCAGGAGGACACCUUCUUUGCCUCCCAGUUCCUGAAUGGCCUCAACCCGGUCCUGAUCCGCCGCUGUCGCUGCCUUCCAAAGAACUUCCCUGUCACGGACGCCAUGGUGGCCCCGGUGCUGGGCCCCGGGACGUGCCUGCAGGCUGAGCUGGAGAGGGGCUCCCUGUACCUGGUGGAUCAUGGCAUCCUCUCCGGCAUCCGUUCCAACGUUGUUAAUGGGAGGCCUCAGUUCUCUGCCUCCCCAAUGACCUUGCUAUAUCAGCGCCCAGGGUGUGGGCCCCUGCUGCCCCUCGCCAUCCAGCUCAACUGGAACCCUGGGCCGGACAGCCCCAUCUUCCUGCCCAGUGACAGCCAGUGGGACUGGCUGCUGGCCAAGACCUGGGUUUGCAAUGCCGAGUUCUCCGUCCAUGAGGCCGUCACACAUCUACUGCAUGAGCACCUGCUGCCUGAGGUCUUCACCCUGGCUACACUGCGCCAGCUGCCCCACUGCCACCCACUCUUCAAGCUGCUGAUCCCUCACACACGGUACACGCUGCAUAUCAACACGCUCGCCCGCCAGCUGCUCAUCGCCCCCGGGCAGGUGGUAGACAGGUCCACAGGCCUUGGCAUUGGAGGCUUUUCUGAGCUAAUACAGAGGAACAUGGAACAACUGACCUAUUCCAGCCUGUGUCUUCCUGAGGAUAUUCGGGCCCGGGGAGUUGAAGACAUACCAGGCUACUACUACCGGGAUGAUGGCAUGAAGAUCUGGGGUGCUGUGGAGUGCUUUGUCUCCGAAAUAAUCAACAUCUACUAUCCAAGUGACGAGUCUGUCUGCAAUGACAGCGAACUCCAGGCGUGGGUGUGGGAGAUCUUCUCUGAGGGCUUCCUAAGCCGGGAGAACUCAGGUUUGCCCUCCUCGCUGGAGACCCGGAAAGCGCUGGUGCAGUAUGUCACCAUGGUGAUUUUCAACUGCUCAGCCAAGCACUCUGCUGUCAGUGCAGGGCAGUUUGAUUCUUGUGCCUGGAUGCCCAACUUGCCACCAACCAUGCAGCUGCCACCACCCAUCUCCAAAGGCCAGGCAAGUCCAGAGGGCUUCAUAGCCACCCUUCCGCCGGUCAAUGCCACAUGUGAUGUCGUCAUUGCCCUUUGGUUGCUGAGCAAGGAGCCUGGAGAACGAAGGCCCCUGGGCACCUACCCAGAUGAGCACUUCACGGAGGAGGCCCCUCGGAGAAGCAUCGCUGCCUUCCAGAGCCGCCUGGCCCAGAUCUCACGAGACAUCCAAGUGCGGAACCAGGGCCUGGCGCUGCCCUACAUCUACCUGGACCCCCCCCUCAUCGAGAACAGCGUCUCCAUCUAAGUCCCCAGGAGAGCUGGACCCCAGGUGGCAUCACUUUGACCCCAGUGCUUUAUGCUAACCACCACCCCAAAAGGACUCAGAAGAUCAGGCCCUCCUGAGUCUCUCCUGGGACAAUCAGGUCCCAUGUAACUCACCUCCCACAUAGAACAAAACAAAAACAGAAACAAAAACCCUUUUCAAAAUAACCUUUGAAGACUGCAAGCC
Molecule: messenger RNA, 1950 nt
Organism: Condylura cristata (star-nosed mole)
Lineage: Eukaryota; Metazoa; Chordata; Mammalia; Eulipotyphla; Talpidae
Product: arachidonate 15-lipoxygenase B-like
Exons: 13
Coding region: 1-1746 (581 amino acids)
Biological process (GO): lipid oxidation; linoleic acid metabolic process
Molecular function (GO): arachidonate 15-lipoxygenase activity; iron ion binding
Source: RefSeq, a predicted model, not a curated record